AUGGCCUCACAAAGGUUUGAGAACCUUUCUUUGUCUCCAUGGCUGACUUUUCUAGAGAAAGAUGGUGCUUGUGCUUUCAUUGACCCAAGGUGUGGUGACAAAUAUUUCAUCAGCUUGCCACAACCAUUGAAAGCAAGCAAUGUCCUUUGUGGCACAAAACAUGGUUGGCUGCUAUUGAUAGUAGACGAUGAGUCACCGUUCCUUUUCAAUCCAUGUACACAAGUGAUUCUCCCACUACCAUUCUCGGAUUCUUCAAUUGAGGCAUGCAUUUCCAUUGGCAUUUCAUCCCCUCCAUGCACUUCAGAAUGUGUACUAGUUGUGAUUCUAAAGAAGAAGGUGGGGUUUUGUAUGUUGGGGGAUGAGGUUUGGACUGAAAAAUUUAUAAAAACCGACUUUCUGAUUGAUGACAAUAGCCCAGUUUUCUACAGAGGAGCAUUUUAUUGUCUGGGUCAGAAAGGAAAUCUAGCAAUUCUGAAGCUAAAUGAUGAAGAGCAAGAGGGUACUUUUGCUGUUACUUUUGAUGUCCUUACCAAGCCUAAACCACCAUGCACUGGUUGCAUCCAAAAUUUUCUUGUAGAAUGUGAUGGUGAGCUCCUAUCAGUAUUUGUGGGUCCUUUUGGAAAAUGGGUUCGAGUUUUCAAGCUGAAUGAAUCAAAAAUGACAUGGAUCAGGGUUGAAAGUUUGGGAGAUUAUAUGCUUUUUCUUAGUUCCAAAUCAUCCUUUUCAGCGAAAGCACAAACACCAGGAAUGGAAAACAAGAUUAACUUUCCUAGAUUUUGUGGGCAAAGCAUUGUCUUCUAUUCACUGGAGACAAGUAAGUAUCAAUCCUUUCAGAGUGAGGAUGUUGUGGAUUUUUAUAGCUCCGGAGAAAAAUUGGACUGUUGUUGGAUUGAACCUAGAUGGUGCUAG
Messenger RNA from Quercus robur (English oak), 909 nucleotides. Its product is annotated as F-box/kelch-repeat protein At1g57790-like. The record is from RefSeq and is a predicted model, not a curated record. Lineage: Eukaryota; Viridiplantae; Streptophyta; Magnoliopsida; Fagales; Fagaceae. The transcript has a single exon. The coding region runs from base 1 to 909 and encodes 302 amino acids.